Molecule: messenger RNA, 6918 nt
Organism: Python bivittatus (Burmese python)
Lineage: Eukaryota; Metazoa; Chordata; Lepidosauria; Squamata; Pythonidae
Gene: ICE1
Product: interactor of little elongation complex ELL subunit 1
Source: RefSeq, a predicted model, not a curated record
UGUCUGGCUUCUCGGGCGGGUUUCACUAUCUUUGCUGCUGUUGCUGCUGCUGCCGCCGCCGCCGUCGCCCGAGGCUUGUAACGGGCAACGGAUGGGCCGCUUGGGCUGCAUUGGAAAUCAUGAUGCCCGGGGAGACCCCGCCGGCGGCCAACACAGCGGCGAUCGCGGUGGAGGCGGCCACGGCCUGCGCCAACUGCGGGGCCCUUCAGCAGAAUUUGAAUGAAUAUGUCGCUGCCUUAAUUGCAUUAAAACAAAAAAUAAUGGAUGCUGACCACCUACUGGCAGAGUACCAAAAAAAGUGCAGUGAGCUUCAGUUUGCUGAAAGAGAGAACAGCACACUUCAUCACCAAGUGAAACAAAUGUUCCAGAAAAUAUCACCUCUGAAAAAGUGUCAAGAAGAGCUGGGAUCUGUAAAAGCAGAGCUGGAAGAGAAAAAGAGUUCACUUAAGAUAUACCAAGAGACUCAUCUGGAAUAUGUUCGAGUGAAAGAAGAAAUGGAUAAAAGUGACAGUGUGAAGAAGAAAUUAGAAACUAAAGUGAAAAAGCUUGAAGAAGCUGCAGCAAAGCACACUCAGGAAUUUAAGCAACUGAAAGCAGAGAAGAAAGUUCUUGAGAAGGAAUUGAAGAAAGCAAAGGAAAAGAUCGAUGGCUUCCCCAACACAAAGCAAAAGAAAGUGUUGAAAAAUGCAGAAACUCAGAGUGAAAGUGAAAAUUUGGUAGCCAACUUGGACAAAGAAAAAAUUAAGUUGCUGUUGGAAGAACUCUGGCAAUGUAUAGAAAGCUCAACAGGAAAAAAGCAAAUCAACAAAUGUGAGCACAUGUUAGAAACACAUAGAAAGACAAAAAAAGUGCAGAAUCCUGAAAAAGUGAAGAAAUCUGAAGGAGCAUGGAUUUCUAGUUGUUCAUCAGAGCCCUCUACAAUGCAAACUUCUCCAACAUCAUUGAAGAUAAAGUUGGACAAAAAACCUGCUGGAAAUAGUCGUCUGAUAGAAAACACAUUUAUGGAAACUACUAAAGCUAACAACAACAGUGGUGCUUCUGAUGAAGGCAGAUGUCUAGACGUUUUCGCUGAGGCAGAUUUUGCAACAAAUAACAUGGAUCUUCUCAACAAGGAGCAGGAAGAGUUUGGUGAAAGUCUGCGAGAUGUUCUGAAAUGGAUUAGACCUCUUCCUCCUCUACUGUCUCCCAUACAGUUUUCACCUGCUGCUACUCCAGAUACUUUAUUUGGAGACAUCACAGACUCCAGUGAUGAUGAAAUGGAGCAGAAUGCACAAACACUUGAAAAUAUUAUAGAAGAAUGUGAUGAAGACAAACCAGCAUCUAAAACACUGCAUUUGACAGAAUUUUGCUCACAGAUUUUAAAUAAUAGCAGUAUAAACACUGAUCCUCAGGAGCCACGUGAAAGAUCAAACAAAUUAGAAAAUGAAGAGUCAGUGCUAUUAUCUGACUUUAUGUUCACAACAUCAGAAUACCUUAAUGAGAGCAAUACUAAAUCAAAGGAUGAAGAAAAGCACUUAAAAGAAAAUUCUGACUUUGUACAAAUACACACAGUAUCUGAAGUAGUAUCUCCUAGUACAGAGAUACUCAGUGAAAAAAUGAUUAACAUGAUAGAAACAAAAGAUCAAAUCUUCACUGAGCAUGUACUGGAAGAGACUAAUGACUUCAUUCAAAAGGAGGAAAAUAAAAAGUUACUUGAAACAAAAGAAGAUGAUUGGAGUCAAGCACCCAAAUGCAGUGAGCAACACCAAACCAAAGAACCCAUUUUAACUGCUGAAGACACACUAGUGGCUUCUAAAAAUUUGAAGGAUCUGUCUAGUUAUAAAGAAGGAAGAGUGAUAGAAAGUAUUUCUGAGGACCUCCAGAUAGAACCUUACUCAGGAAAAGCAAGACUUCUUUGUGAAAACCACAUUGAACAUAUAACAGUAAAUGAACAAAAUACAGCAACUGAAGGAAAUAGUGAACCAUUAAUAGAGGAAACAAAGAAUGUCAGUAACUGUAAAUUCCUUCCUGAAACAAAUCAUCUUUGUGAGGAAGUCCGGCAACGAGGUGCCAGUAUAACACUUACAGAAUGUAUUGAAAAGAAUGUUAAUUCUUUGGAAGCAUCCAAUAAACAUCAUUCUGUAGAAGAGAUAUGCAACAAACAAAAUGGAAAUGAGAUAAAUGGAAAGAAUGAACUAUCUGAUGUUUUGAGAUUAAAUUCAGAUAUUGCAACAUUAACUGCUGGUUUGAAACAAUCGUCAUAUCAUGGUAGUGAAAUAAUCGAAGCCAUGAAUGAUAGGCCCACAAAAAAUGUGGCUGAUGGAACUACUGAGGAAAUGAAGUUAGAAAACAUACAAAAGGAAGAAUACCUACAAUUAGAACAGUUACUUGAUGAAAAAAAAUCUAUUAAAUCACCACAAGAGGAGUCAGCUUGCAAAAGAAAUGCCAACAAGUUACCAACCCAAACAUCUAUUGCUGAAGACUCUUUGUUGAAGUCUGAGAGUCUUAUUGAAGCAAGUCAUGUGUCCCUUGAAUUGAAGAAUGUCACUGAAAAUUCUCCACAACUGGGGCAGGUUGAAAAUGCAGACAUUAAACCUAAGAACAUGUCCAAAGUAGAAAUAACUGGGAAUAGUUUAAAUAGUUAUAUGGAAGACUUACAUCCAGUAAGAAAAAGGCUUAUGGAGAUAAAUUGUGAAUCAAGGAAACUCACUGAAGUGGGUACUGUACAAUCUCUUACAGCAGGAUUAAGUGAAAAAACAUGUAUUAAAACUAUAUAUAACAUAGAUUCACCUAGUUUGAUGCAUGGACCUUCACAAAUUGAAAAAAAUAGCACAAUGAUCAUAAAUGAGCUAUCUGAUACAAAAAAGUAUGCCAUGGAAGAGAAAGGGAUGCAUUAUGAUUUCUCUGCAUCAAAUGAAGUAGCUUCAGUGCAAAACAUGAACAAAGAUACAGUUCAUCCUAAACAAAAUAUGUCACAGGGAGAAAAUGGAGAAAUUGAAUCAGGUUUGUCUGUUAUUGUGACAGGUGGUUCUGAGGCAAAUAUGGAAUCCAUGGAUGUCACUACUUCCAAUUUUGAAGUCAAUUUUGAUUUUUUCAGCAGAAAUAGCCAAAACUUUGAAGCUGCAAACCCACCAUCUUCUAUUCCAAAAUGCAUUGCUUCUUCCUCUCCUGACAAAGAAAAGGUUGAUCAACAUGAUUCUGAAGAAAAUUGGAAGAAUAAAAAGUCAAAAAAUGUGGAAUCUGAGGGAGAUAAACUGUUAAAUCUGAGAGAGAUAAACUGGGAUUGUCACAAUUGUUGUAAUAAGAAAGAUGAAAUGGACUUUGAACAAGACAAAAAUGUUGGCACCUUCAGCAAGCCCCAGGCAUCAGUUACUACUAGAAGAUGCAGUACAGAAAACUCUGAAAUCCUAUCUUCUGAGGCAUUUUGUCCAAACAAUAUUAACAGCAUAGAUACUUGUGUAGAAAACAAAUUGCUGUUGAGUCAUGAGGAGCUUCUUAUUCCCGGGGAUAAGAAUUUAGGCAUGAUGUCAAGAAAUGAUACUGUAGAAUAUAUUGAUGAAAAAACAGCUGAGAAAGCAGAUACUAUAUUGAGCACUGAAAUAAGGUCUAGAGGAAUAGAUGAAAUAAGUAUGCUAGAAAAUGCUGUUGCAGUUAUGGAUUCAUCUGUCUCAGAUUCAUCUGAAGAAUUUUAUCCACUAAGAAAGGUGAAUUGCACAAAAACACAUCCAGGAUGUGAAGUGUCCAGAGAUACAUCUUGUUCUAUCAAAAACAGUGAAGCUAGUCUUCUACCCAGUACAACCUUUUCAGAAGGUGCUAGACAUGAGAUGUCCCCUGUGGUCACAGGAGAGGAAUGCUCAAAAGAUAGAAAAGCUGAAGUAGGUGACAGUGGCUCCUAUGUGAGUAAAGUGAUUGAAAAGACAUGGGAACAUUCAUAUGCAGCAGCAUGGUCCUGCACUGAUAAAAAUACAACCUUAAAAAUAGAAGCCUCCUCAGCAAUAGAAAAGUUAGAGGAGAUGCAAACAGAAAAAAAAGUUUCAACAAUUACUUUAUUGCCAAGUCAGGACUUAUAUAACAAGAACACUGGGAAGUCAUCUGUAAGUGAUCCAGAUGUUAAUGAUGAUUCAGUUGCACUGCAUACAAAUUACCCUAGUGAUAGGCAAGUCCACUCUGAUUUACUAGUAGAAAAUUUGAAUGUGGAACAAAAAAAGAGCAUUUCCACUUCAGAAUCUAGCUCAGGUCUGGAGCAAAGUUGUAUCACAGUUUGUCACAUUGAUGAUAGUACUGAUACAUCCCAUAACAAAAGACAUGAUGUAAAUAAUGAUGAACAAAGUAUUGCAUCUAAAACCAUCUGGACAUCCAUAUCACCUAUCUCUGAGUCUUCCAAUUCUAAUGAUAAUCAACAAAAAGUGCUACCAGAACAAUUGGAACCACUAGUUGCUUUUGCAAAGAAUAGAGCAGAGCAGACAUUCAACUCUGUUACAAUUAAAGCACAGGCAGAGGUUAAUGAUGGUGAUGACAGCCCUCUCCAGAGCAUAUCUGUCUGUAAGAGGAAAAGGAAAAAUCAGCCUGUGCAACUAGCUGAAACCAUUCUAGCCAAUGCAGAUACUUCUACACCAGCUAAAUAUUAUCCAAAAACUUUAACAAAAAUUAUGCAAGAAAUGGGUCAGCCAUUACCUCCCUUGCUUCCACCUUUGAUAGCUACCCCUCCAAGAACUGUUCAGCCCAUUUCCCCUGUAGCAUCAAUUUCAAGCCAAUCUUCCUUACCAUCUCCACUUGAUGAAUUGAUUUCUCCUUUACAUAAAACCCCAGUUCCUCCUCUAGCAUCAACACUGUCAGAGACCCCAAAAUGCAAGUCUUCAUCAUCAUCAUCAUCAUCAUCAUCUACAUUUACCACUUUAUCACCCACUGAAAUGUCAGUCGGUCAGAGAAUUUUGUCUUCUCCUCUUCAGUUUUGUUCCACCACUCCCAAACAUGCCCUUCCUGUUCCAGGUAGACUUCCUUCAUCUACAGCUUGUAAUUCCAUUCCAUCUGUACCUCAGGAAAACUCAGUGAAAAUUUUGGACAGUAUGUAUCCAGAGUUAUCUGCUCGGGCAAGAACUCUCAAUAUCCUGAAAGGUAACAUUCAAUUUAGUAGGUCAUGUUCUCUAGAUGGGAAGGGUAUCCAUCAAAUCAGUGGCUUUAAAGCAAUUGCUUCCACAUCAACUGCUUUUGUGAAAACAGGGAUCAGAUUUAAAUCUGAUCCAGAGAAGCUGCUCUCCAGUGUGAAUGAGACUGGGAAGAGGAAGUUGCCAUCUGUGACAAUGCCAAAAAGUGUCAAAAGACCACGUCUAGAUAGCAAGUCAUCUACCCCGAACCUCUGCAAGGAAGAGCUGUCAGAUGGUGACAUACGGGGCACUCCUGAUGGUGACUGUCUGGACAGUGGGGAUGCUACUAAGUCAACAGGUGACUGUAAUUCAGAAUUGCUUUUGGAAAUGGAGAAAACAGAGGAUCCUGAUAGGUGGGCUGUGACUGUAGCAUUGGAAAAAAUUUCUGAAGCUUGUUUUGACCUGUUGCCUGUUAUUCGUAGCCGUGUCCUUGUUGGUAAUACAUCAAAGGUUCCAAUAAUGAGAGAUGAAGAGAAAGAAGUUGUUUAUGAACUUGGUGUUGAAAAGAAGUUCUUGGCUGAGCCAGCUUUACAGGCUAUUUUAAAUAAGCUGAAAAAACAGAAGAUGUCCUUGGGCCACAAUUAUAUUCAGUCCCUCUGCAGGGUCUAUGUUGGAAUAUGCCGUCAGCUUGGAGACUUAGAAAAAGCACGCCUGUUUUGCUACACUCUGCUUAAAGAAGAUUUCCCAAGAUCUGACCAAUUGAUAUUGUUUAUUACAAACAUAUGGAGUGAAGUAUUCUCCUCUGAAAGUGUGAUCAACAAAGCAAUCCAGUUAGUAGCUAGACAGCGUGCAAAAGGAGAGGUGUUGAAGUGCCUGAAAACCUACCUCAGUUGGGAAGAGAGUGCACCAGUAGAUAUUAGCAUGAUGAUCUCCAGCCUGCUUUGUGCAAUACAGUUGUGUCCACAAAUGGAAUUUCAGCUGAGUGAAAAAUAUGGAGAAGACUUGAAAGAGAAUACGUGGCAAUAUGUGUAUGCUAUUGACCUCUUAUGUUCAUAUCAAAAGUGGUGCUGGACCCACGAUCAUAUCAUAAGUAAAGAACUGUGGCCAAUCAUGGAUAAUUGGAUAAAGAACAGGAAUGGCAAUGGAAACAUUUCUUCCUCUUCUAAUAUAAUCAUAGCAACAGUGCUCAGACUUAUUGGUCGUCUAGGACAAAUAGGGCUGAGAGAAGGAUUUUUUCCAGCUGUGAAAAAUAUUAGUUCUGUUAUUGGACUCUUUCUCCAGCAUGCAAAAGAAAAAGAUGUGGCCUGGGGUGUCCAGUUAGCAGCAGCAUAUGCACUCUUUGACUUGGGACCUAGCAAUCCAUCAAGUAUCCUGGAGGCCAUCCAUGCCUGGAAAGCAGUAAUCACCAUCAGCCUUCCCUCUGCUGUUCUAAAUGGCAUAGCAGAAGUCACCAGUCUACUAACAUGUACAGGGACAACAGAAGAUUGUUCAUUAACAUAAGGUUUCCAAUAGAAAAUGGAGACUGCUCCUCUGAAAGAAAUGUCUUCAAAGCAAAAGAGGCAUACACCUCUCCCCUUUGAGGGACAGCAGAAAGCAUGAACUCUUGCAUAGAUGUCUUCAUAACAUCUUGUUCCAUAUAGCCUGAAAUAGGUUGUGUUGCAGAUGAGUAUGUCCUUAUAUACUGCAAGAGAAAAGGCUAACUGUCUUAUAUACUAGCUCUUUAAAUCAGAAAAAAAAAUAGAAGUGUUCUCUUAUAUAUGGUCUUCCAGAAUGGGAGUCAUAGGUUCUUUUUUAUGCCAAAUGUUCUCCAAAUUGCUUUCAUUGGAAAUUAGUUGAAAUCUUUUUUUUUUUUUUU